AGAUGGCGGCUGUAUCCGAGGUGUGAGUGGACCCGGGUCUCUGCAGCUGGAUUUUUCUCUUUCUUCUUCUUCCCUUUCCUUCCCUGUUUGAGAUUGGCAUCAAGGGGGUCGAAUUCGGUUGGCAGCGCUGGGCGCAACGCAGGGGUCACGGCGACGGCGGCUGACGGCUGGAAGAACAGGCUUCCUUCGCCGCUCGUCCUCCUUCCCCGGUCCGCUCGGUGUCAGGCGCGGCGGCGGCGGCGGCGCGGCGGGCGGACUUCGUCUUCACUCCUGCUCCCCCCUGCGCCCGAGAGGGCACUGUUCCUUUCGCCGUCCACCGACCCUUCACCCCGGGGACUGGGUGCAUCCCCUGGCGCACCUCAGGGAGCGGAGGCCGGUCUCCUGCUUGGCUGUCGCGCCUCCAUGUCGGAUAACCAGAGCUGGAACUCGUCGGGCUCAGAGGAGGAUCCGGAGACGGAGUCCGGGCCGCCUGUGGAGCGCUGCGGGGUCCUCAGCAAGUGGACAAACUACAUUCAUGGUUGGCAGGAUCGUUGGGUAGUUUUGAAAAAUAAUACUCUGAGUUAUUACAAAUCUGAAGAUGAAACAGAAUAUGGCUGCAGAGGAUCCAUCUGUCUUAGCAAAGCUGUCAUCACGCCUCAUGAUUUUGAUGAAUGUCGAUUUGAUAUUAGUGUGAAUGACAGUGUUUGGUAUCUUCGUGCUCAGGAUCCAGAUCACAGACAGCAGUGGAUAGAUGCCAUUGAACAGCACAAGACUGAAUCUGGAUAUGGCUCUGAAUCCAGCCUGCGACGACAUGGCUCAAUGGUGUCACUGGUUUCUGGAGCAAGUGGCUAUUCUGCGACAUCUACUUCUUCAUUCAAGAAGGGCCACAGUUUACGUGAGAAAUUGGCUGAAAUGGAAACUUUUAGAGACAUCCUAUGUAGACAAGUUGAUACUCUACAGAAGUACUUUGAUGCCUGUGCUGAUGCUGUCUCCAAGGAUGAACUUCAAAGGGAUAAAGUUGUAGAAGAUGAUGAAGAUGACUUUCCAACUACACGUUCUGAUGGCGAUUUCUUGCAUAAUACCAAUGGCAAUAAGGAAAAGUUAUUUCCUCAUGUAACACCAAAAGGGAUUAAUGGUAUAGACUUUAAAGGGGAAGCGAUAACUUUUAAAGCAACUACUGCUGGAAUCCUUGCUACACUUUCUCACUGUAUUGAACUAAUGGUAAAACGUGAGGACAGCUGGCAAAAGAGACUGGAUAAGGAAAUUGAGAAGAGAAGAAGAAUAGAGGAAGCAUACAAAAAUGCCAUGACAGAAUUGAAGAAAAAGUCCCACUUUGGAGGACCAGACUAUGAGGAAGGCCCAAAUAGUCUGAUUAAUGAAGAAGAGUUCUUUGAUGCUGUUGAAGCUGCUCUUGACAGACAAGAUAAAAUAGAAGAACAGUCACAGAGUGAAAAGGUUAGGUUGCAUUGGCCUACAUCUUUGCCAUCUGGAGAUGCCUUUUCUUCUGUGGGGACUCACAGAUUUGUCCAAAAGCCCUAUAGUCGCUCUUCCUCCAUGUCUUCCAUUGAUCUUGUCAGUGCCUCUGAUGAUGUUCACAGAUUCAGCUCCCAGGUUGAAGAGAUGGUACAGAACCACAUGACUUAUUCAUUACAGGAUGUAGGUGGAGAUGCCAAUUGGCAGUUGGUGGUAGAAGAAGGAGAAAUGAAGGUAUACAGAAGAGAAGUAGAAGAAAAUGGAAUUGUUCUGGAUCCUUUGAAAGCUACCCAUGCAGUUAAAGGUGUCACAGGACAUGAGGUCUGCAAUUACUUCUGGAAUGUUGAUGUUCGCAAUGACUGGGAAACAACUAUAGAGAACUUUCACGUGGUGGAAACAUUAGCUGAUAAUGCAAUCAUCAUUUAUCAAACACACAAGAGAGUGUGGCCUGCUUCUCAGAGAGAUGUUUUAUAUCUUUCUGCCAUUAGAAAGAUACCAGCCUUGACUGAAAAUGACCCUGAAACAUGGAUAGUUUGUAAUUUUUCUGUGGAUCAUGACAGUGCUCCUCUAAACAAUCGAUGUGUCCGUGCCAAAAUAAAUAUUGCCAUGAUAUGUCAAACCUUGGUAAGCCCACCAGAGGGAAACCAGGAGAUUAGCAGAGACAACAUUCUAUGCAAGAUUACAUAUGUAGCUAAUGUGAACCCUGGAGGAUGGGCACCCGCCUCAGUGUUAAGGGCAGUGGCAAAGCGAGAAUAUCCCAAGUUUCUAAAACGUUUUACUUCUUAUGUCCAAGAAAAAACUGCAGGAAAACCUAUAUUAUUCUAGUAUUAACAGGUACUGGAAGAUAUAUUUUAUCUUUUUUUAAACUUUGAUUAGUCUGAUGACAGAUACUAAAAUAUAGUU
This is a messenger RNA of Orycteropus afer afer, 2355 nucleotides long. NCBI's taxonomy places the organism in Eukaryota, Metazoa, Chordata, Mammalia, Tubulidentata, Orycteropodidae. The record is from RefSeq and is a predicted model, not a curated record.